UUUAUUGACUAAUGGAGUACGAAAUACCAAAACAUGACUAAUUGAAUGAUAUUUACAGUAGAGCGAGAUUAGCAGAAAGCGGCGACGGACGACGAUGAUGAUUGGAUGCGAUGUGAAUCAUCAAACAGUAAAAGGUAACGGAAUAUCGAUGCACGUGGCCGAGAAAGGAUCUGGACCGUUGGUGCUACUCCUCCACGGCUUCCCGGAGACGUGGUUCUCCUGGCACCGUCAGAUCGACUUCCUCGCCGCCCACGGCUUCCACGCCGUCGCCCCCGAUCUCCGAGGCUUCGGCGACUCCGACGCCCCCCUCUCCCCUUCCUCCUACACUUGGUUCCACAUCACCGCCGAUCUCAUCUCCCUCCUCGACCACUUCUCCUCUGAAAAGGCGUACGUGGUGGGGACGGACUGGGGAGCCGUCGCCGCCUGGCAUCUGGCCUUGCUCCGCCCCGAUCGAGUCAGAGGAAUCGUCGCUCUCACCGUUCUCUUCGCUCCGCGCUUUACUGAUGUCAAACCUCUUCAAUCGAUGAGGCAGAUGUUCGGAGACGACUUCUACAUCUGCCAGUUUCAGGAGGCGGGGAGAGCGGAGAGGGCGCUGUCGAGGUACGAUUGCGCGACGGUGAUGAAGAAGUUCCUGCUAAUCAACAACAAGGCGGGGAUGCUAAUCGCGCCUCCUGGAACGGAAAUCGUGGAUUACCUAGAGACGCCGGCGGUGACGCCGCCGUGGAUCACGGAGGAGGAGAUUCAGGUGUUCGCCGAUAAAUUCCAGGAGUCGGGGUUCACGGGCGGAUUCAACUAUUAUCGAGCCCUAAACUUGAAUUGGGAGCUGCUGGCGCCGUGGCAAGGGGCGAAGAUCGGAGUUCCGGCGAAGUUGAUUGUGGGGGACAAGGAUAUGGGAUUUGAAAGCGGUGGCACCAAGGAGUAUAUACAGAGCUCCACCUUCAAAACUGUGGUGCCAGAUCAUGAGAUCGUGAUACUUGAUGGUCAUCACUUCAUUCACUUGGAGAGGGCUCACCAAGUUUCCCAAGAGAUUUUGUCCUUCAUUCUUAAACACUCUUGAUCCAACUUCAAAAUAUGGGACUUCGGUUUGUGCGUCACAUUUUCUGGUUUAACUUUGGAUCUUUUUGCUCAAGUGUAGUGUAGAAUGUUGGGUGGGGAUUUCUGUUGAUAUGUAGUGUAAGAAUGCAUACAGAAUUCUUGAGGUUUGUAAUCAAAUGAGGGUUAUUGCUGUUUGAAUGAUGUUUUUUUUUUCUUGAAUUUUUGGAAUGUAUGAAUUCUAGAGGGUUGGACCUAUAUUAAUAUUUCCUUUUUUAGCUAA
Molecule: messenger RNA, 1315 nt
Organism: Salvia splendens (bonfire salvia)
Lineage: Eukaryota; Viridiplantae; Streptophyta; Magnoliopsida; Lamiales; Lamiaceae
Product: epoxide hydrolase A
Exons: 2
Coding region: 95-1057 (320 amino acids)
Molecular function (GO): catalytic activity
Source: RefSeq, a predicted model, not a curated record